AUGGCGAAGCAAAGUGAGUACAAAAGCGCGAUCACUCUGCGUCCGACCUACAAUCGAACCGCUCAUUCGCAGUCCACAAUCGCGUUUGGAAGCACUAUGAGCUCGAUGAGUAAGUUUGAGCUGUAAAAAAUAAAAGACCUAUUCAAAAACGUGAAAAAGUUUUCUGGCCGUUGUGCAUAUUUGCCCUUAUGACUUAGUUUGGAGCGCAUCUUUCUCGACUUUUCGCCCUUAAAUUCAGAAUGUAAACACUGAAAUCUGUUUGCUUAAGGUUUAUAUAACUUUUUUUGCAAGAAAAGAGAAUUGAAAAAAGGAACUACACUAGGAUGAAAAAUUAUUGGAAAGACAAGAACUUUCCAAUAACCAUGAGUUGACAUAGUUCAGUUAAAAAAAAUCUCAGAGUAGGUAAAAAACGAGACUGCAUUCCUUCUAGGUGACUUUGAAGCAAGUCAUAGCCUGCUAUAAAAUACACUAAUUGUUCAAAUUAAAACUAUCAGAAAAAGUUCAACAUUUCAGCUAAUGGAAUGACAAGGAACUACAAACUGACCGAAUAUGGCGGUUCUACCACAACUUCUGGAGUGUCUCCUUUUGGAAACCACGCCGCAUCUGCCAUCCGAGAAACGCGAGUUCGCGAGAGAAAAGAGAUGAGCGAGCUCAAUGAUCGUUUAGCCAGUUAUAUUGAGAAGGUAGAUAGCGCCGUCAUGUUUUCCUUAAACUUCAUAAUUUUGAGGUUCGCUUCCUAGAGGCACAGAAUCGCAAAAUGGAAAAAGAUUUGGACCUUUUGCGAGGCCGAUGGGGACGUGAUUCGACCAGUGUGAAAGUCAUGUUCGAGAGUGAACUCAAGGUUUCAAAAUUGAUAUAAUGUACUCAAUUUUCAAAAAUGUAAAUUUUCUGGUCGCAUGUAGAGUGGCUAGAAGGCACUCUUUAGCCAUUCUUCGUGCAACCAGCAUGAUAAAAAAAUCACAGCUAAAUGGAUGGUAACUCAAGCAAAAAAAGUUUUUUUCAGACCGCCCAGGAGUUGAUUCAUGACUCGGACAAACAACGCGACAGCCUUGAGGAUCAGAUCCGAAAACUGACAGACGAACUGACGGCCUACAGAAAAAAAGUGAAGAAUGAAUUAAUUUCUCACAUAAAAUUUUUUCAAGAUUUACUGACGCUCAAAAAAAUCUCAUGAAGCGACAAGACAGGAGCUUGAUGCCAUCUUGGCCAAACUGGGCGCUGUUGAAGCUGAAGUGAGAAAUUCUUAUUUUAUUUCUUUUCAAGUUUCAUCAAUUCUCACAGGUUGAACUUCUGAAGCGGCGAAUUCAACUUAUUGAAGAGGAAGUCAGCCACGCGAAACGUGAAAACCACCGCAUGAUCGGCGAGUUGCAGCGGGCUCGAAAUGUAUCUUGCCAUUUCGAGCUUUCAUUUCACAAUUUUCCACAUUCAGGCUGUUGAACAAGAGACUUUGAACCGUAUCGACUACCAAAAUCAAGUUCAAACCUUGUUGGAGGAAUGCGAUUUCGUCAAAAGAGUUCACGACUCGGUAUGACGUUGGAGAUAAAUUUUGAAAAAGUAAUUUUUUUCAGGAAAUUCAUGAUUUGCUAGCUAUGGCUUCUCGUGAUACAACGAUUGAAAACCGCGAAUAUUUCAAAAAUGAACUCUCUUCGGCCAUUCGGGACAUCCGUUCCGAAUACGACCAGGUGAGACCAUUUUUGGAUAAGGUUUCAAACGGAAAAUCAUAUUAUUAAGUUCAAAUGAAAAGCUGGAUAUUUCCGUCGAAAAUGGUUCCCCUCAUAAAAAAAUAUUUCUACCUAUGAAAUUUAGAUUGGAGGCUUUAAAAAGCCACAAACCUGCAAUUUUUUAAAAGGGAUAAACUUCUAGGCAUUGUUAGUCGCACAGUAACAAAAAGCGAAAAAAAUCAGGGAAUGCGAACUUGCAAUGAGUUAUGCAUUCAAGCCUACUUCAACUGACUGUUCAUUUUUCUAAAAAAGAAUACUUAGCUCGCAAUUUUUUGCAGUCAGACAGAGUAUUUUCUUCAGAUGAACAACGUACACCGAACAGACAUCGAGUCGUGGUACAAACUGAAAGUUCAAGAGAUUCACACGCAAGCAACUCGCAGCUCGAUGGAGCAAAACUACGCCAAGGUUAUCGAAAUUUUCAAAUGUACACAUUUUUUAUGCUUCAGGAAGAAGUGAAACGCGUCCGUACGACUCUAGGCGAUCUACGAGGCAAAAUGGCUGAUCUGGAAGGCAGAGUAUGCUUUUUCUUCAAAACUCGAAAGGAUCGAGGAAUUUCCAGAAUCUCCUUCUGGAGAAGCAAAUCGAGGAUUUGAACUAUCAGAUGGAGGAAGACAUGAGAUCUUACGAACAGUCGCUAAAUGAUCGUGACGUCACUAUCAACAAACUUCGGGAUGAGAGCAAAGUGCUCAUGGUUGAGCUGCAGAUGCUCAUCGACACCAAGCAGGUUUCUGAAAAAAACUCAAAAUGACUUGAAAAUUUUUCUCACAGGCCGAAAAAAAGAUUUUCUUUGUUUUAAUUUCAUUCAAAGCUGUUAAAAUUAACGUUGAAGUCAAACACAAUUUAAAAAAAAAAGUCCGACUCACUAGGUUAUCAUAUUACUUUUCAAUUUGGCACACGAAACAUCAAAUUGCGUUUCAGACUCUCGAUGCCGAAAUCGCCAUCUAUCGCAAGAUGUUGGAAGGAGAAGAGAACCGGGCCGGAUUGCGGCAGCUCGUCGAGCAAGUCGUCAAAACGACCAGCAUUUCACAAACCAAAGAGCUUGGCAAGUUUUUCUCGAUUCCAUUCCGGUUUUGGAGUAAUGUAAUGUUGCUGGUCGAAAAACAACAGCAAGUAGAAAAGGAGACGGCACGCCCUUCUGGCAUUCAUUCCACCUGAUUUUCCGUUUCUCAAAAAAUGCCCGAACUUAUUAGCAACUUGUACGAAGUUGUCAACUAUGAUGAUGUCCCAAACAGCCAUUAUCUUGUCGGAGAUCGGAUCCGACCUCGACCAGGUUAAUAUAGAUCAUGAACAAUAUUUCUUUCCAAUUUUAUGAUAUAGAAUGUCUGUUUCAGAAACGAUGCGAACUCUGAAAGGGGAAACUACCAGUCACACUUCUUAUUCGCGUUCUGCCAAGGGAAACGUUGUAAUCCAGGUAAAAUAGAAAUUGAGGAAAAGUUUUAAAUUAUUGUUUUUUUUCUCAAGGAAGUCGCUCCGGAUGGCCGUUACAUCGUCAUAGAGAACAUUUCUCGCCGCGACGAGACCAUCGGAGACUGGAAAUUGCGUCGCAAGAUUUCUGGAAAACGCGAAAUCGUGUACCAUUUCCCUCGGGACUUCAUUCUAAGGGCACAAAAAACUGUCAAGGUGGGUUAGAAGGAAAGGUUUGAUUGGGUGUGGUCGGGAUUUCUCAAAGCUUAAAAGCCUUUUAAAAGUGUUCAUUAAUACAUUUUAAAGAUAAUCAGAAUUCUGAAGCUAAAAAACAUCUUUUGGCUCCCAAAAAAUUUGCUCAUUGAGAAAUGCAGAGAAAUCAGGUUUUUUCCUAUCAAAAUUUGACACUAAGAAGCUUCUCCUGUUUGGAAUUUGAAAAAAAUAUUUUCACCGCUGUUCUGAUUGAACAUGGGCGUGGUCAAUUCUUAUUGUUGGACAUUUGCAGGGUCACAUGUUUCAGGCGGAUUGUGUAAAAUUGUAUUGUUCUUCAAUCUUUAAACAAAAGUGAAGUGAUACUCUGAAAAACGCACUUUUUGGAAGAAAAUAUAUAGUAUUCAUUUUUGUUCAAUAUGAGCUUUGAGAUCUUCGCUCGCGGCCAAGGAGUCCACUCUCCUCCAGACAGUCUGGUUUACGAUGGUGAAGACAGCUUCGGAAUCGGAAGCGACGUGCAGACGACUCUCUACAACAAGGAAGGAGAGGUUUCAAAUUCACUCACUCCUUUUUCCAAAGCUAAAUCUUUCAGGAACGCGCCUCUCACAGCCAGCGUGCAUCGCAUACUUGA
Caenorhabditis auriculariae is the source of this 3963-nucleotide messenger RNA. Lineage: Eukaryota; Metazoa; Nematoda; Chromadorea; Rhabditida; Rhabditidae. The record is from the annotation of a GenBank genome assembly.